This is a messenger RNA of Lemur catta (Ring-tailed lemur), 2495 nucleotides long. It is a transcript of the gene STKLD1, whose product is annotated as serine/threonine kinase like domain containing 1. The transcript has 19 exons. Bases 301 to 2424 code for a protein of 707 amino acids. Lineage: Eukaryota; Metazoa; Chordata; Mammalia; Primates; Lemuridae. Gene Ontology annotation, biological process: protein phosphorylation. The record is from RefSeq and is a predicted model, not a curated record. Gene Ontology annotation, molecular function: protein serine/threonine kinase activity; ATP binding.
GUCUCCUCGAGGAGGGCCAACGCCCACGGCCGGGGGCGGCGACGGGUCCGGGCCAGCGACGGCCUCCAGCUCACAGGCCGACCCGGGUGCCCUUCGCCUCCUUGGCCUCAGUUUCUCCUGUUUAGAAUGAGUGAAGACUCGCCAGGCCUGGCCAAGGGCGGGUGCCCGUGGGACAGGACACCCUGAGACGCCCAAGGGCUCGUCCGCGCCCCAGUCUAAAGACACCCUCAGCCUGGGUGUCUGGAAUCGCUUGAGACCUGGAAAAUUCACGGGACACACGAGGAAAGCGGCACGAUAGAAAUGGGUGUUUCGUUAAAUGCUUCUGUACAUGAUAUGUCAACUUUCGUAAAUAUUUUGUACCGGCUGAAUCCUGGGGCGCUGGGGGAGAACCUGGUGGUGGAGGAAACAGAAACCGAAGCUAAGCUCGUGAUAAAGCAGGUGGAAUGCAUUGAUGAGCAUCAUGCCAAUGAGGCCCUGGAGGAGCUGAUGCCACUGCUGAAGCUUCAGCACGCCCACAUCUCUCUAUAUAAAGAGCUGUUCAUCACGUGGAACGCGGAGAUCUCCUCUGUGUUCCUCUGCCUGGUGAUGGAGUUCCACCAGGUCAGCUUCCAGGAUGUCAUUGAGAGUAAGAGGAAGGCGAAGGAAGUCAUUGAGCCUGAGUGGCUGCAGGACGUGCUGGGCCAGGUGCUGGACGCGCUAGAAUACCUGCACCGGCUGGACAUCGCCCACAGGAACCUCAAACCGUCCAACAUUGUCCUCAUCAGCCGCAACCACUGCAGACUGCAGGACCUGAGCCCCAACUCGCUGAUGACCCACGAAGCCAAGUGGAACAUACGCGCGGAGGAAGAUCCCCUCCAUAAAUCCUGGAUGGCCCCCGAAGCCCUCAACUUCUGCUUCAGCCAGAAAUCCGACAUCUGGUCGCUGGGCUGCAUCAUCCUUGACAUGACCACCUGCUCCUUCGUGGAUGGCACACAGGCCAUGCACCUGCGCAAGGCCCUCCGCCAGAGCCCGGGCAGCCUGAAGGGCGUCCUGCAGACAAUGGAGGAGAAGCAGAUUCCAGACGCCAAAACCUUCGUGUUUCUUUUGCCCCUGAUGCUCCAGAUCAGCCCCUCAGAUCGAAUCACCAUCCGGGACGUGAUCAACAUCACCUUCGUGAGCAGCUCGUUCAAGUCCUCGUGCGUCGCUCUGACCCUGCACCGGCAGAUAGUGCCUGAAUUCAUCACUGACAUGCUAUUAGGAGGCAAUAUCGCCAGCAUCGUAGAGGUCAUGCAGAACUUGUCCAGCCGACCUGAAGUGCAGCUCCAGGCCAUGAAGAGGCUCCUGACGAUGCCUGAGGACGAGCUAGGUCUGCCGUGGCCCGCGGAACUGCUGGAGAUGGUGACGGCCGUCAUGCAGCAGCACGAGAGGAUCGCCGACGUACAGCUGUGCGCCUGCUCCCUGCUGCUGCGCCUCCUGGGCCAAGCGCUGAAGCGCGACCCAGAAGCCGAGGCUCCCUGUGACAUCUCGGUCCUCUCCACCCUGCUGAGCGUCCUGCGGAGCCACCCCGACGUGGAGCAGCUCAUCAUCCUGGUCUACAACCUGCUGUCCAUCAUCACGGGCCAGGGCCCACUCACAGCACUGGCCUCAGAGGAGCUGCAUAAGGCCGGGCUGUUGGAGCACAUCGUGGAACACCUGGACAGCUCUCCUGAGAACAGGGACAUCUGUGUCAGUGGCCUGAGCCUGCUCUGGUGCCUCCUGGUGGAUGCUAUCAUUGUGGACAAGACCCCCUUGGAGAAGGCCCCGGCCCUCCUCAUCCAGGUGCUGGAUGCCUACCCCACGGACGGGGAGGUGGCUGAGGCUGGCUGUGCAGUGCUCUGGCUGCUGUCCUUGCUGGGCUGCAUAAAGGAGAGCCAGUUUGAACAGGCAACAGCAGUGUUCCUGCAAAGCAUCCGCCUGUGCCAGGACAGAGUCCUGGUGGUGAACAACGCCUACCGGGGACUGGCCAGCCUCGUCAAGGUGUCAGAGACCACCAGGGUAGGAACCCACUCUCACCUGCCCCCAGAGCUGGCGGCUUUCCAGGUGGUGGUGCAGGAGGGGGGCACCAGUGGCCUUGGCCUCAUCAAGGAGACCUACCAGCUCUACAAGGAUGACCCCGACGUGGUGGAGAACAUCUGCGUGCUGCUCGCCCACCUCGUUCCCUACAAGGAGAUCCUGCCGGAGCUGGUGACCCACGGCAUCCACACCCUGGCCCGGGAGAUCAAGGAGCGCUUCACCUCCAGCCUGGACCUGGUUUCUUACGUGGAGCAAGCGCUUCUGAGGCUGGAGGCGGCGUCAGCCACACUUGCCUGUCCCCUGGAAGGGAAGCCUCCGGGCACUGGCGCCAGCGAGGAGGCGGGCACCCCAGAGGCCCCCCUCCUCCACGAGCGCCCUCUCCCCCUGCCCUGAAGUGCCCGCCCUUCCUGGCCCUGCAUAGCCAGAGCUGCCCAGUGGUGGGGGUGAUGUUUUCCUGGGGGGUG